AUGCAUACUUUUUUUUAUGCUCUGGUUCUCGUAGCCUGUGUGUGGGCAGAGCUUGAUGAUGAAUUGCUCAACGCCGAGUGGAAGUCGUUUAAAUUUGAGCAUAAAAAGAGUUAUUGGGACGAAACGGAGGAGCUUCGGCGCCUGAAAAUCUUUCAGAAGAAUAGGCUAAUAAUCGCAGAGCACAAUGCACGCUGGGCUGCAGGGAAGGAGACCUACGAAAUGGGUAUCAACAAAUUUUCGGAUAUGACGUCUGAGGAAUUCAACCGCAAUAUCUUGGGAUAUAUGAAUGUUACUGAUCCAGAUGAAAAUAUUUUAGACACUAUCACUUACAUCCCUCCAACCCACUUAACUAUACCAAACGAAAUCGAUUGGCGGAGAUCAGGCGCUGUCACUCCAGUCAAAUUUCAGGGUUACCAUUGUGGAUCCUGUUAUGCUUUUUCGGUAACUGGAGCCCUAGAAGGUCAACAUUUUCGAAAAACAGGUCAACUGGUUUCACUCUCUGAGCAGAACAUAGUGGACUGUUCGCGUGGUUAUGGCAAUAGCGGGUGUCAAUCCGGAUAUUCGGAUCGAGCUUUUCAGUAUAUAAAAGACAACGGAGGAAUCGAUACUGAAGAUUCGUACCCAUAUGAAGCUAAAUUGCGAACAUGCCGUUUCAGAAGAAAUAGCGUUGGCGCAACUCUUUAUAGUUAUGUGCGUGUUUUGGACGGCAGUGAGAUGUAUUUAGCUUAUGCUGUUGCCACUGUGGGUCCAGUGUCGGUGGGUGUUGAUGCACAUACAGGUCUACAGCACUACAAAGGUGGCAUAUUUUAUAAUCCAUACUGCACUAACAAUCGUAAUCAUGCAGUGCUUGCUGUUGGCUACGGAUCGGAUAGGUAUUUUGGGGAUUACUGGUUGAUUAAGAACUCUUGGGGCCAACAAUGGGGUGAAGAAGGAUAUUUUCGACUUGUUCGGAACAGAAAUAAUCAUUGUGGCAUCGGCUACGGGUGCUUUUAUCCAUUGGUUUAA
Messenger RNA from Scaptodrosophila lebanonensis, 1005 nucleotides. Its product is annotated as cathepsin L1-like. Gene Ontology annotation, molecular function: cysteine-type endopeptidase activity. Gene Ontology annotation, cellular component: lysosome. The transcript has a single exon. Gene Ontology annotation, biological process: immune response. Bases 1 to 1005 code for a protein of 334 amino acids. Lineage: Eukaryota; Metazoa; Arthropoda; Insecta; Diptera; Drosophilidae. The record is from RefSeq and is a predicted model, not a curated record.